AGAAAUAGAGCAGAAGAGCCAGAGAUCAGAGCGUAGUCUGUUCACAGACGGACAGGAGAGGAGUCUCAAUGCUGAUGAUCUCCUAGGAGUCUUCAGGACCUUUCUCUGACUGCUGCCAGUCCCAUUCAACAGACAGGAUGGCUCGGGACAUGUCGGAUAAAGACAUCCUAAAGAUGGAGCUGGAUCAGCUGAAGCUGGAAGUGAACACUCCUCGAAUUGCGGUCUCAACAACGGCCCCAGAGAUCAUCGCGUUUGUUGAGGGGUUGUCUGCUGAAGACCCGCUGGUCAAAGGUGUCCCAGAAGACAAGAACCCUUUCAAGGAGAAGGGUGGAUGCAUUAUUACAUAGCAGUGGCCCUGGAGGCACCAGGGCUCUGUUCAAUAACUAGUUUUGU
Molecule: messenger RNA, 393 nt
Organism: Sinocyclocheilus grahami
Lineage: Eukaryota; Metazoa; Chordata; Actinopteri; Cypriniformes; Cyprinidae
Product: guanine nucleotide-binding protein G(I)/G(S)/G(O) subunit gamma-T2-like
Exons: 3
Coding region: 138-347 (69 amino acids)
Biological process (GO): G protein-coupled receptor signaling pathway
Cellular component (GO): heterotrimeric G-protein complex
Molecular function (GO): G-protein beta-subunit binding
Source: RefSeq, a predicted model, not a curated record